This is a messenger RNA of Sphaeroforma arctica JP610, 834 nucleotides long. RefSeq lists its product as hypothetical. The record is from RefSeq and is a predicted model, not a curated record. NCBI's taxonomy places the organism in Eukaryota, Ichthyosporea, Ichthyophonida. The transcript is spliced from 3 exons. Bases 1 to 834 code for a protein of 277 amino acids.
AUGUUGACCGACAGGGCAGAUGGGUUGCUGGAACCACUGCACGCGGUACCUCUAUAUGAUUGUCUGCUCGAGGACGCCCAAUCGCCAACCGACCAGUCUGCAGUCCUGACAAAGACUCUGCAGGUUUCGGAGCAAGUUCUGGCCUCCGAGCUACACCACACCGAACCCUUGCUGGUCACGGACCAGACAACGGCUUUCCCUCCACCUAUUGUAUUCUCUGACGACAUAGACGAACCUAUAUAUGCUAUUCGUGACAAUUGUCCAGCGCAUCAAUUAUUAAGAGCUCCUGGCCGUACUCGGAUACGACCAGAAUCACCGACACCAGACAUGACUCAACUGCCGGAACCACCUAAAGAUGGGCCACCACAGAUACCGAAGGUCACAGUGGCUUUUGCGAGUACCAGCACCACGCCCGGUCGUACACACGUUUCCUUAGCUCAAUUUACGGACUGGGUUGUGCCACUGGAUACAUCCGAUAUCGAAGGUUCGUAUCUGAGCUUCAAUUGGGUCGAUCUGGCCCAGCAGCUAUGGGGACCUUUCCAUAUUGAACUAUUUGUUAGCCAUGAGGAUCAUGUGCUAGAUGUCAACUGUACCAAGGAUGGCACAGGAGCCUAUGCACAACAACGUUUGGACGCGGACAUGCACACGGAGCAUUUACAACAGGAGGGUGCUGUCAGCGACGUUCUGGUAUAUCAGAACCGUACUAUGGACCAGAAUGCGCUUGCCACUCCUCUAAUCCCUCUAUCCCAAGUCAUACCGCACCGACCAGAUACUGAUGAUGAUCUGGAUUCCGCACAUGUAUCAGUGGUCGAGGAGGCAUCUAUUACUGGGUAA